Molecule: messenger RNA, 1146 nt
Organism: Oppiella nova
Lineage: Eukaryota; Metazoa; Arthropoda; Arachnida; Sarcoptiformes; Oppiidae
Source: the annotation of a GenBank genome assembly
AUGUCUGAGAAUACCGGCGCCGACGCCGACCCACCGGCCGAUCGCCAGCUAUUCGUGGCCUUCAAUCAGAACUCGUCGGGGCUGACAGUGGGCGCCGGCAGUGGGUAUCGGGUGUACGGGUGGCGCUCACCCGACAGACUGGAUUUGGUGGACGUGAACCGCUCCGGAGGUCGGGUUGUCAUCAUUGAGCGCCUCUUCUGCUCGUCACUCGUGGCCAUAGUAUACGAGUCGUCGCCACGACUGCUAAGACUCUAUCACUUCGUGAAGAACGUGGAGAUCAGUCACCACUCGUAUCACAACUCUAUAGUCAGCGUCCGUCUGAACCGCCAGAGACUCGUCGUAUGUCUCGCGGACACCCUUUAUGUCCACAACAUUCACGACAUGAAUCUGUUGACGACUAUCAGAGACACGGCUCCCAACCCGCGCGGGUUAUGCGCCCUAUCGGCCCACACAGACACCAACUGUGCGCUCGCAUACCCGGCCGCUAGUGACGGCCCGCAGUCAGUGGUCAUGAUAAUCGACGCGCAAACUCUUUGCCAGAAAGCCCUGAUAACGGCUCACGAGGACAGCCCGUUGGCCGCCAUUGCCAUCGACUUCUUGGGCGAAAACAUAGCGACCGCUUCGGAGAUUGGGUAUGAGAUCCGGGUGUUUAAGACAUCGGACGGACAGUGCGUUCGGGAGUUUCGACGCGGAUAUCCACCGCUACUCAGCUGUCUGUCCAUCCAUUCCCUGGCGUUCAGCAAAGACUCGCAUUUCCUGUGCCUCACGAGUAAUACACAAACGGUUCAUAUAUUUAGGCUGAAGGACAGGGAUGUAGACAAACUGCCGGAUGUGGAGCCCCAGGGAUGGCUAGAGUGUAUCAACUCGUAUGGGGCGCAGGCUGUCGACCAAUUGGCCAGUUAUUGGUCAUCGAUGACCGAUAUGAUGACCAGUGAGUGGCCAUCGAUGGCAACCGCAACGCUUCCAGAGUCUUGUGGGCCGCGGAGUGUGUGCGCUGUGACUGACAUUCAAGGGAUGCCACGAGUGAUGAUCGCAUCCACCGCCGGAUACCUCUAUGUCUAUGAUCUCAAUGCCGCUGAUGGUGGCGACUGUUCACUAGUCAAGCAGCACCGAAUAAUCGAUGCACGACUCCUUAAAAACAAGUAA